Molecule: messenger RNA, 996 nt
Organism: Symbiodinium sp. CCMP2592
Lineage: Eukaryota; Dinophyceae; Suessiales; Symbiodiniaceae
Source: the annotation of a GenBank genome assembly
AUGGCAGCUGCGAUCGGCUUUCCUGGAUCUUGCAUGCGGCUGCAUGGGGUUUUAUUACUGCUUGUUUUGCUCGUGGCACAUGCAUCAAAUUGCUCUUACGACAUACUUAUGGUCGACGACCGUCCAUUUAAGAGGCUGAGCCCUUUCACGGCACCCUAUUGGGUGAUGAGUGCUGCGCUCAAUGUGGCGUUCGCCAGGGAGCACGAACAUGGAUUUCACCAUGUUCGCCCUUCUAACUCCAAGGUUCCAGAGCGCAUGAAAAAUUCCUUUAAGGGGUGGAACAAGGUGCUGUACAUCAACCAGCUUCUCAACUUACAAGACAGGUCGCAGUGCAAGUGGAUCCUGUAUGUUGACAGUGAUGCUUUUGUCCGCAGUAGCUUUUCCCUUGAACGGAUUGUGGACAGGCUCCUCAGGAAGUAUCAGCGCCCACACGACUGUCGAUCGUCGGCGAUUUUUGCUGCAGAAUAUCCCAUAGACUAUGCCAUCAAGCUUGAGAACAUCACUGGGCCGGGAGGCUCGCUGAUUUCUGAUGACUUGCAGCCGACCUGGAUAAACACCGGGGUUUUCUUCGUUCGAGCUGACUGCCCAGCUUCCAUGAAACUGUUUCGGCGCUGGCUGGCAUGGGCAGCUCUCCUGAACGACGACCGCUUAUGGUUUGAGUGGCCAGGGGAGCAGGGCAUCAUGACUGAGCUAUUGCAGCCAAACAGCUAUCCGCCCGCGGUGCCGGAAGGCUCCUUAGAAGCCCUCGGGAACCUACAGGACAUCCGAGACUCCGUGGUAGUUGUGCACAUGAAAGAGUUCAACAGUCCCUUUGGCCGUGACAUUCAACAUGCUUGGGGUUCUUCAGAAGAAGAUGCACGGUUGCGAGACUGGGCCAUGGCUGAUGCCUUGUUGCGCAUUGGAAAAGCCGAUCCUCGAAGUUUUUUGGAGCUUUGUCGCGAGGUCCUCCACCGUUCUUUCCUGUGGACAAGACCUGCGCUGGUCAGUGAGGAAUAA